Molecule: messenger RNA, 1660 nt
Organism: Nestor notabilis (Kea)
Lineage: Eukaryota; Metazoa; Chordata; Aves; Psittaciformes; Psittacidae
Product: lisH domain and HEAT repeat-containing protein KIAA1468-like
Exons: 10
Biological process (GO): intracellular cholesterol transport
Cellular component (GO): recycling endosome; trans-Golgi network
Molecular function (GO): protein binding
Source: RefSeq, a predicted model, not a curated record
AUUCCACAGCAGGUAACGGAGUGCUAACAAAAGCCACAGUUCCCAUCUAUGCAACAGGGGUCCUUACAUGUUAUAUUCAGGAAGAAGACCGCAAGCUGUUAGUCGGAUUCUUAGAAGAUGUAAUGACCAUGCUUUCACUAUCCCAUGCUCCUCUUGAUAGCCUCAAAGCUUCCUUUGUGGAACUGGGUGCAAACCCAGCUUAUCAUGAGCUGCUAUUAACAGUCUUAUGGUAUGGAGUUGUCCAUACUUCUGCUCUUGUUCGAUGUACAGCUGCUAGAAUGUUUGAGCUGUUGGUGAAGGGGGUACAUGAAACUCUGGUAGCUCAGAGAGUUGUUCCUGCUCUCAUUACUCUCUCCAGUGACCCUGAAAUUUCAGUAAGGAUUGCAACAAUUCCUGCUUUUGGGACCAUCAUGGAAACUGUAACUCAGAGAGAGCUUCUGGAAAGAGUAAAAAUGCAGCUGGCAUCUUUCCUGGAGGACCCUCAAUAUCAAGACCAACAUUCUCUACACACAGAAAUCAUAAAAACAUUUGGAAGAGUUGGACCUAAUGCUGAGCCUAGAUUUAGAGAUGAAUUUGUUAUUCCACACUUGCUCAAGUUAGCCUUGGUUAACAACCAGCAGUCCGUGGAUUCGAAGAGAUUGGAUAUCGCUACUCACCUGUUUGAAGCUUACAGUGCUCUUUCCUGUUGUUUUAUUUCAGAGGAUCUAAUGGUCAAUCACUUUUUACCAGGACUUAAGUGUUUACGAACUGAUAUGGAACAUCUCUCGCCAGAGCAUGAGGUUAUUUUAAGCUCCAUGAUAAAAGAGUGUGAACAGAAAGUGGAAAACAAGACCGUCCAAGAACCACAGGGCUCAAUGUCAAUUGCAGCGAGCCUUGUGAGUGAAGACACAAAGACCAAGUUUUUGAACAAAAUGGGCCAGCUGACUACAUCAGGUGCAAUGUUGGCUAAUGUGUUUCAGAGGAAGAAGUAAGAUGGGAAAAGGAACCCCCAGCUAACACUAAAAUGGACCUCACAGAGACUGGUUCCUGUACUUGAAGUACUUGCCUUUUAAUUUCUUCUGUCUUAUGUUCUUGUAGUAUAAUUUUAUUCUAACCUCCAAAGAUAUUUGCACUGCUUUUGAAUAUCGCUGUGUAUCUGUUAAUUUUGGGUUACCUGUGGUUGAUAUAAAACUGAAAUCAUAGUCUGUACCAAGUCCCUGUUCUGUGUUCUUGUCUUUCCAGCAUAAUUUUUUUUUUUUUUUUUUUUUAUAUAGUGGAAGGUUGUUUGGGUUUUGUUCUUUUUUAUUUUCUGACAGGAUAUCAGCAAGUAUCUGUAUUAUACAUGGAGCUAUUAUGAUGGUACUUAAAAUAAUGUAAAUUUGAAGUCAUUGUCAUGAAGUAAUAAAAGUGGAGAUUACUUAUGUAUUUAAAUUAUGAAAGAGUAAUGCAGAUUUUUUUUAUGAUGUUUCUAAAAAGAAGAGGAAGAGCCACCAGCAUUUGUCUGUGCUUCUAGGAUUGUUUUUGUAAGUAUUGUGCAUCUUGAAUCCAGAGGAAUUGCAGUAUCUAAUGUAUGAGACUGUUUGCACUGCAUCAGUCUGCAGGGAACGUUCAUGUUUCAGAUGCUUUAUGCUGACAUUGUAAAUGCUGUACAAAGUCCUUCAGAUAAAAUUCUCACAUCUGU